CAUUCAACGGGCGAGGUUUUUUCUUCUUCGAAGCGAAAGCUCAAUUGUUUUCCUUUUCGAUUUUUACGCAGAAGACUCUGAGGUUUCAUGUGCUCCGAGGAUUUCGGUUCGAUGAGCUCCAACUGAAUUCCCGCCAUUUUUUUCCUUCCCGUUUGAGUAUUGAGUUUUGAAAGUUGAGGUGUGAGCCUAAGAUGGAUCAAGCUAGAACAGAGGAUUGCUGGGUGGAGAAUAAGCAAUCAACAGCUGCUUCAAGUUCUUCAGCUUCUGAGAAUAGUGGGAGUACUAACUUCAAGUCACCAGGGAUCUCUAGCCCCAUGCCGUCGUCACCUUCGCAUCAGAGAGCAAGUGGUCCGAUAAGACGAGCAAAGGGUGGCUGGACUCCUGAGGAGGAUGAUAUGUUAAAGAAGGCUGUUGCAGCAUACAAUGGGAAGUGUUGGAAGAAAAUAGCUGAAUUCUUUCCCAGUAGAUCAGAAGUACAAUGCCUGCAUCGGUGGCAAAAGGUUCUAAAUCCAGAUCUUGUAAAAGGUCCCUGGACUCAGGAGGAGGAUGAUAGAAUCAUUGAACUUGUAGAGGAGUAUGGGGCUACAAAAUGGUCUGUCAUUGCAAAGUCAUUGCCUGGUCGAAUAGGAAAACAAUGCCGAGAGAGGUGGCACAAUCAUUUGAAUCCUAAUAUAAAGAAGGAUGCUUGGACAUUAGAGGAGGAGCUAGCACUCAUUAAUGCUCAUCAUGUCAAUGGGAAUAAAUGGGCUAAAAUAGCAAAGGUCCUACCUGGAAGGACUGAUAAUGCAAUAAAGAAUCACUGGAACAGUUCUUUGAAGAAAAAAAUGGAUUUCUAUUUGGCUACAGGAAACCUACCACCUGCUGCUAAGAAUGGCCACCAAAAUAGUUGUAAAGAUAUCAGUAGAACAGUUACAAAGAAUAAGCGGCUUCAGUGCUCAAAGAAACAAUCCGAUUCAACUGGCCUGGAGUCACCAGCAACAACAGAUAUAUGUAUAUUCCAAGUAGACGGUAAGGUUCACCAAGAACCCAGGACACCAAUCACGGUUAUGAACAUGGGUGCUUCAACUAGUAAUUCUGGAAGUGCUCGAUAUGAGGUGCAGUCAUCAGUGUGUCCUCAACGGAUUGAUACAAUUCAUGCUAUUUCUAGUACAGAUCUAAAGUUCGAGAGCUGCAGAGUUAGUGAUGAAAAUGGGCAACAUAAGUUGGCGUUUUCUGGUAUCCCUACAUGCAUUACUGUGUACUAUGAUUCCCCACAUUAUGUUCAGCUGGAGAGAAAUCAUCAAAAUCUCCCCUGGGCACAUCAUGAAUCUCCGCAAAGUCCUAGUUUGCCACCUGCUACUUUUCUAACACCACCCAGCAGUAAAGGGAGCAAUUUGUAUGGACAAACCCCCGAGUCUAUACUAAAAAUUGCUGCCCAAAGCUUCCCAAAUACACCCUCUAUAUUAAGGAAGAGAAAAACUGAUGCUCGGUUAAUCACACCAUCAAAGGUUGUAGAUGGUAAGAAUCCCCGUACACCCCGUACAUCUUCUGAGGAGCAACGGACUGACAUGUCAGAAAACUCUGAUCUGCAAGAUGGAAGUCCGUCUCGGAAUUCUUCAUAUAAUAACAGUGGACUGAACAGCACCCACGUUUAUAAUGCAUCUCCUCCAUAUCGGUUAAAAUCAAAACGUACUUCUGUCUUGAAGUCUGUGGAGAAGCAGCUUGAGUUUGCAUUCGAGUCUGAUGAUACUACCACAUCCAGCAAUUCAACUGUAAAACAGAUUUCUCAGGCGACCAAGGAUUUGCCUCAUAAAACAAAGAUGCCCAUCACCUAGAUUAGUAAUGCGAGAUGGAUUCUGUGUUGGGAUGCAAUGGAUGAAGCUUUCUCAACUACUCAGAAAACACUUCACUGCCCAGAUGUUAGCAGUUAGCCAAAUGAUUUUUUUUUUUUUUUUUUUUUUUUUUUUUUUUUUUUUUUUUUUUUUUUUAUAUAUACCAUAGUGAGUUAGUUAUUUUUACCAGCACUAGGAAAUUCUCCUUAGUCCUUACCCAUCAUUUUUCAUGACUAAUAAUUGGUAAUAAUGCUUCCUAAAGGAAA
Molecule: messenger RNA, 2077 nt
Organism: Ipomoea nil (Japanese morning glory)
Lineage: Eukaryota; Viridiplantae; Streptophyta; Magnoliopsida; Solanales; Convolvulaceae
Product: myb-related protein B-like
Exons: 9
Coding region: 192-1814 (540 amino acids)
Biological process (GO): regulation of DNA-templated transcription
Cellular component (GO): nucleus
Molecular function (GO): RNA polymerase II cis-regulatory region sequence-specific DNA binding; DNA-binding transcription factor activity, RNA polymerase II-specific
Source: RefSeq, a predicted model, not a curated record